GAGUCAGCCUUUAAUUAGAUUGGGCUGGGGAGGAGGGGCACUGCUGCACUGAAGCUAUCACUGAGAUCGCAGGGGACUUGUCAUCUAAUACUAGUGUCUUGAAGCCUGAGUCUUGCUUGCUCCAGAGGUGCUCUGCAUGGGUUCUACUGACUGGACGAUGAAAGAGGAAAUUGCUGCAACUGUGGUUUUUAUUUCCCGAAUAGUGAAAAAAAAUGAGAAACUCAGCAAAAAGAAGAUUGAGAAAUUCUGCAGCAAACUGACUAAAGUCUUGUUUGAAAAGUACAAGAAUCAUUGGUACUGGGGAAACCCAGCCAAGGGCCAAGCAUACAGGUGUAUCCGGGUGAAUAAGAGUCAGCCUCUGGAUCCAGUCCUGCUCCAGGCCUGUGUAGAAAGCAAUAUCGAAUAUUCAUCUCUACAGCUGCCAAGGGAGCUCACUAUCUGGGUAGAUCCUUAUGAAGUGUGGUGUAGGUGUGGAGAGAAGAACCAGCCUUUCAUUGUGACCAGGUUAGAGGAAAGCAACACAGACUUGGACAUUUUUAAAGACAUCAGCAGUGCUGCAGAGCGUGCAGGAUGUGAAUAUAAUUCUGGUACCUCUUCUGAUGAGGAGGGCUACAAGGAGCCAAAUCCUAUCUCUGUCCGUGACACACACGCUCUUUAUCCAGCUGGGGAACAGGAAGACUGCUCUGUCUUCUCUGAAAGAAAGACCAUACCAAUUGUGAACAACCCGAACAGUAUCUAUCAGUUUGAAGUCUGUACCAGCUUCAAAGGCCGAGGGAGCUCUGGUCAAGGAUUACAAACCAUUCCAACAGUGAUUAACCCAAAGAGUAUUUAUCAGGCUAACGAUUACUACAGCCACCCGACAGCUGGAUGGCCCAAGUUUCUCCGAAGGAAGAUGUUUGCUGAAGAUUACAGCUGUCACUCGUUCCCGGGUAAUUACAGAGUGUACCGAGCAUCUAACAUGUUUCUGUUUCCUCGAGUGGACCGUUAUCAUUGGGUGAACACCAAGCGAUAAUCUUUCCUCUUUUGAACUCUUCUAACUUCUGCUGAAAGGCUUUCUGGUAAUCCCUGUUGUAAAUGUGAUUUGAGUUGCCCCCUGACCUGCUCAGGGAGGUGAAUGUGUUACAGUAUUUUAAACUCUCAAUGCACUUGUCAGCACAAUCUGUUCUUAACCCUGCUCAGUGAGCACUGAGAUACUGUCUUUUUUAAUACAAACAAACUCUAUACUACUUUAUAAAUUUAUAUAUUCAAGGUUGUGUUUAUUUGCCAUUUAAACAAUUUUAAAGGCUAGAAUGGAAAUGUUUGAAAAUGUAUUGAAUAAAAAGCCACUUUUUAAAACCUUUA
Molecule: messenger RNA, 1341 nt
Organism: Chiloscyllium plagiosum (whitespotted bambooshark)
Lineage: Eukaryota; Metazoa; Chordata; Chondrichthyes; Orectolobiformes; Hemiscylliidae
Source: RefSeq, a predicted model, not a curated record